AUGGCUCGCAGAGGAUCCGCCGCGAUCGCCCUUGCAGGCUGCCUGCUGCUCGCCUCGCUUUGGCACCUCCGCGACAUCACGGGCUUUGUGGGCAGCACUGCCGCAAGGGCAGGUCGCAAGCCGAUUGUGCAGACCAAUGCCGUCGACAAGGCGAUGAAGGAGCGCAUCGCGUCCGUUGCGAAGACGGGCAAGCUCACAGAGGCCAUGCGCCUCGUCGCCGCCGCCAAGGUGCGCCGCGCGCAGGCUGGCGUGGAGAAGGCCAGGCCAUUCAGCGACGAGCUGUCCUCCAUGAUCAAGGGCUUGGUCAAGAAGCUGAAGGGCAGCGGCCUGGAGUCGGAGCUGCCGAUGCUGCGCGUGCCCGAGAAGGUCAGCAACGUCGGCAUCGUUCUCAUCACCUCCGAUCGCGGCCUCUGCGGCGGCUACAACGCAAGGAUCAUGAAGAAGGCGGCUGCUCGCAUUGAGGAUCUGAACAAGGAGGGUAUCGUGCCGAAGAUGAUCAUCGUCGGCAAAAAGGCUUUGUCUGGUCUGAACACCAAGCUGAAGGAGGUGAAACUGAACUACACCGGGACUUUCAUCAGAAUGCCUGACUCCAUUACGUCCUCCGCGAUCGCUGAAAUUGGCGACGAGCUCAGGAACCUCUUCCUGUCGGGAGAGGUGGACAAGGUGGAGGUUAUCUACGCCAAGUUCAUUAACCUGCUGUUGAACGAACCGCAGGUCCGCACCGUGCUGCCGCUGAGCCCCACUGGUAUCGAGGAUCCUGACGACGAGACCUUCGCCCUUACCUCCGAGGACGGCAAAUUGUCCGUGAAGAAGGAGAAGGUGAAGAAGGUGGAUGCCAAGGAGAUCGAGUCUGACGUGAUCUUCGACCAGCCCCCGGAGGUUAUCCUGAAUUCCAUGCUGCCGCUGUACCUGAAUUCGCAGCUGCUCUCCAUGUUGUUUGACGCCCAGGCUUCCGAGCUCGGGUCCCGCAUGACCGCGAUGAAGGCGGCCACGGACAACGCAAAAGACCUCGGGGAGAGGCUCACCAUCCUCUACAACAAGAAGCGCCAGGCCGCCAUCACCCAGGAGCUCUGCGAGAUCACCGCCGGAUGCCUCUGUGUCGAGCAGAAGGGCACGCGCAGCGGAACCAUGCUGGGCGAGUUCGACAACGAGGACACCGUGGGCGCGGACUUCAUGACGGAGCUGGAGGACGGCUCCAUCCCGGAUGCUCCCGUGAGCCCGGACCUCGACAGCGACAUCAGGAUGUUCACGGGCGACACGCUCAAGUGA
Prorocentrum cordatum is the source of this 1269-nucleotide messenger RNA. The record is from the annotation of a GenBank genome assembly. Lineage: Eukaryota; Dinophyceae; Prorocentrales; Prorocentraceae.